Messenger RNA from Oncorhynchus masou masou (cherry salmon), 2864 nucleotides. Its product is annotated as MAGUK p55 subfamily member 7-like. Gene Ontology annotation, biological process: protein localization to adherens junction. Gene Ontology annotation, cellular component: cell-cell junction; plasma membrane. The record is from RefSeq and is a predicted model, not a curated record. Gene Ontology annotation, molecular function: protein binding. The transcript is spliced from 18 exons. Lineage: Eukaryota; Metazoa; Chordata; Actinopteri; Salmoniformes; Salmonidae. The coding region runs from base 463 to 2196 and encodes 577 amino acids.
UGGGCGUUUCUUUGUGGAAGGCUCGCGUCCCAGACAGAGAAAGAACAAGGAUGAGAUAUUGAAACAGGCAGAAAGUCUCCGUCUAGAAUUUCAAGAUCAAAUUAAGGCUGGCUGCAAAGCAGUUUCUAUCCCGAAGUGAUCAGGUGAAGUGCCAACCUCAGUGUGAGCACAUUUGCACCAACGCAACGAAGCUUGAACAGGCUCUAAGGCGGUACAUUGAAGAGAAGGGGUGGAGCGUCAUGAGCCUUCUGGCACACUAACUGAAGGAACCAGAGUAGCAGGUCUGAUCAGGGAACACCGGCCACCCAUGGUAUAAAUCCUGGAGAGAGACACCUUGGACUGGGGGUGACAGAGGAGAGGAAAGGAGACUGAACCUACCCUCGACCCUUCCCUUGCCUGCUGCUGCAGUGUUGCAGUGCUAUUUUCAUUCUCACUCUGAUAUUCCACACCCAGGCAGAAACCAUGCCGGCCCUGUCCACCGGAUCUGGAAAUUACUUGGGUCUGCAUGAGCUGCUGUGUGCCCUGCCCUCCCAGCUGCAGCCCCAUGUCCACAGCCAGGACGACAGCACCUUUCUACACAACAUGUUCGGAGAGAGGAGCCUCCACUCGCUGGUCAAGAUCCAUGAGAGACUGCAGCACUAUGAGGAGCAUAGUCCUGCCCCCAUCCUGGACAGUGCUGGCUCCCUGGCCGCUGACCUGUCUGAGGAACUGCAGGGUAAAAGUGCCAGUGAAGAGAUCAGCGAGCUACUCAAUCUACUGGCUAAACCCCACGUCAAGAGUCUUUUGUCUGUCCAUGACACGGUGGCCCAGAAGAGUUACGACCCCGAGCUGCCUCCGCUGCCCGAUGACAUCGAUGAUGACGAGGUCUCAGUGAAGAUCAUACGGCUGGUCAAGAACAAGGAGCCUCUCGGAGCUACAAUAAAGCGUGAUGAGCACACAGGAGCCAUCCUUAUCGCCAGGAUCAUGAGAGGUGGAGCAGCAGACAGAAGUGGUCUGAUCCAUGUAGGCGACAUGCUGAGGGAAGUGAACGGGGUUCCUGUGGAUGACAAGAAGCCAGAUGAAAUCAUCCACAUUCUGUCCCAGUCCCAAGGGGCCAUUACGUUUAAGUUAAUACCAGCCAUCAAAGAGGAGACGCCAAGCAAGGAGCCGAAGAUGUUUGUGAAGACACUGUUUGACUACGACCCAGCGGAGGACAAAGCCAUCCCGUGUAAGGAGGCGGGCCUGGCCUUCAAGAGGGGAGAUAUCCUUCAGAUCAUGAGCCAGGAUGAUGCCAACUGGUGGCAGGCUAAACAAGAUGGCCAUGCCAACCCUCGCGCAGGCCUCAUCCCCUCCAAACAGUUCCAGGAGAGGAGGUUUGCUCUGCGUCGUCCCGCCGCCAGUGUUCUUCAGCCCCAGAAGAUCUCCAACAGAAGAUCAUCUGGUUUUCGCCGGAGUUUCCGCCUCAGCAGGCGAGACAAGAAGACCAACAAGUCCAUGUAUGAGUGUAAGAAGAGUGAGCAGUACGACAUGGCUGACGUGGCCACCUACGAGGAGGUGACUCCCCACCGCAGGCAGAGCGGGGCCAAGCACAGGCUGGUGGUCCUCGUCGGUCCCACAGGGGUAGGUCUGAAUGAGCUGAAAAGGAAACUGCUGAUCUCUGACCCCCAACACUUCAGUGUGACCGUGCCACACACCAGCAGGCCGAAGAGGAACCAGGAGAAUGAAGGGGUGGAGUAUCACUUUAUCUCCAAAAAUAUAUUUGAGACGGACAUUCACAACAACAAGUUCAUAGAGCAUGGUGAGUAUAAAGGGAACUACUAUGGCACCAGUCUGGACUCUGUGCGUUCGGUCCUGUCCAAGAACAAGGUGUGUCUACUGGACGUUCAGCCUCAUACGAUAAAGCACCUGAGGACGGCAGAGUUUAAACCUUAUGUGGUGUUCGUGAAGCCGCCGCCCAUCGAGCGCCUGCGGGAGAGCAGACGGAACGCUAAGGUCAUCUCAGGCAAGGACGACAAGGGAUCUGCCAAAUCAUUCUCCGAGGAGGACUUCCUGGAGAUGGUGAGCACCGCCCAGCAGAUGGAAAGCCAGCACGGCCACCUGUUUGAGAAGAUCAUUGUCAACGACGACCUGACGGCGGCAUUCACCGAGCUGAAGGUGGCUCUGAAGAAGGUGGAGACUGACACGCACUGGGUCCCCAUCAGCUGGACUCACUCUUGAGAGCCACAGAGAAAGAGUGAAAUACCGUUUGGAGAAAGAAGGAUAUAAAAAGGGGAGGGCUUUUUAAUGAAGUUGGUUCUGUGUCCACUGCGUAGGGGGUGGGUGCUGUCGGGUUUAGGAUGGAUGCUGGACUGCAGAGAGGGCUGACUUGAUGUGUGUCCCAAAUGGCACCCUAUUCUCUAUAUAGUGCACUGCUUUGUGAAAGUGCUUUCCAAAUAGGGAGUAGAGUGCCAUUUGGGACGAAACCUGUGUCUCUGUCUGGGUCUUCCUCUGGGCCCUGUCUAGCUCAGUCAACAUGCAACACGCUGGACAUCUGAGGGUGGGGCUGGUCUGAUCUGGUUCUAGACCGCUGCACUGUCUUCUAAUCAGAUCGGUGUGACUGCCCAUCAGUGCUGUGCCAGAACGUACUGUAACUUCGGACUCCUUCCUUAGUGUGUUUUUAACAUUAGUUCAUAGAAACCUAAGGGAUUUGUAUUGUUCUGUGGAUGGUGGGUGGUUUGUAUAUUAAUGCAGAAUCGGGGAACAGAUGAAAAUGUUUUUUUGCCUUCAAGUCUUAAACUCAGCUUGGGUCUGAAACUGCACCCUAUGCCCUAUGUAGUGCACUUGUUUUGACCCGGGCCCAUAGGGGAUAGGGUGCCAUUUCAGACACCGCCUCAAACUCAGAUAAA